This is a messenger RNA of Portunus trituberculatus (swimming crab), 558 nucleotides long. Its product is annotated as pro-resilin-like. The coding region runs from base 82 to 444 and encodes 120 amino acids. The record is from RefSeq and is a predicted model, not a curated record. Gene Ontology annotation, cellular component: extracellular matrix. The transcript has 3 exons. Lineage: Eukaryota; Metazoa; Arthropoda; Malacostraca; Decapoda; Portunidae.
GCGACGCGCCGCUGCCGGUAUAUAUUGCAGGCAGCGGCCGGGACCAUCACAGUCAGCUUCUGCAUCGACUCCACACACACCAUGAACGCCAAGAUCGCCAUCCUCCUCGCCCUCGUGGCCGUGGCCGUCGCCGACAGAGGCUACGGCUCCCACAGCUCCGAGGAGUCCUACGAGUCCUCCGAGGCCCAGUACAACUUCCAGUGGGCCGUGGACCACGACCCCUCCAGCAACGAGUUCGGCCACCAGGAGGCCCGCGACGGUGACAACACCAAGGGCUCCUACUACGUGGAGCUUCCCGACGGUCGCGUCCAGAACGUUGCCUACUACGUCAACGGCGACUCUGGCUACAUCGCCGACGUCACCUACACCGGCUCCGCUGAGUCCUUCGAGUCCGACGAGUCCAACGAGUCCUUCCGUUACUACGGAUCCAACGAGUCCAAGUAAAUCACCGGCUGCCUUCCUUUCCUCCUGCACCGACAUGACGUGUUCAAAUCUUCAGCGUGACCCUUGAUGGUUGCGCAUGUAUUUAUUUCUUUAUUUAUUAAACACCCUCCUGUA